AUGUCACAAUCUCUCCGCCCGUACCUCCAAUGCGUCCGAUCCUCCUUGACAGCGGCUCUCUCUGUAUCGAACUUCGCAUCCCAAACCUCCGAGAGACAUAAUGUUCCCGAAAUUGAAGCUGCCAGUUCUCCCGAAGUGCUCUUGAAUCCGCUCACAGUGGCCCGCAAUGAGAGCGAGAGGGUCCUGAUCGAGCCUAGUGUGAACAGCGUGCGCGUUAGCAUUCGCAUCAAGCAAGCAGAUGAAAUCGAGAAUAUUCUAGUACAUAAGUUUACGAGAUUCUUGACUCAGCGUGCGGAGUCGUUCUUCAUCUUGCGACGUAAACCUGUGAGGGGAUACGACAUUUCUUUCCUCAUUACGAACUUCCACACCGAAGCCAUGUUAAAACACAAGCUCGUCGAUUUCAUAAUUCAAUUUAUGGAGGAAGUGGAUAAGGAGAUCUCAGAGAUGAAACUCUUUUUGAAUGCUCGAGCACGAUUCGUCGCCGAGUCCUUUCUCACCCCAUUUGAUUGA
Messenger RNA from Talaromyces marneffei, 510 nucleotides. RefSeq lists its product as uncharacterized. Gene Ontology annotation, molecular function: actin filament binding. Lineage: Eukaryota; Fungi; Ascomycota; Eurotiomycetes; Eurotiales; Trichocomaceae. The record is from RefSeq and is a predicted model, not a curated record. Bases 1 to 510 code for a protein of 169 amino acids. Gene Ontology annotation, biological process: actin filament polymerization; Arp2/3 complex-mediated actin nucleation. The transcript has 6 exons. Gene Ontology annotation, cellular component: Arp2/3 protein complex; actin cytoskeleton.